Molecule: messenger RNA, 8878 nt
Organism: Xiphias gladius (swordfish)
Lineage: Eukaryota; Metazoa; Chordata; Actinopteri; Istiophoriformes; Xiphiidae
Gene: ahctf1
Product: AT hook containing transcription factor 1
Exons: 40
Coding region: 121-7917 (2598 amino acids)
Source: RefSeq, a predicted model, not a curated record
GAGUUGUACUUUGAAAAGGAGCGGACUAUGACACAGGAAAGAAAGAAUCGGGAGAUUCAUCAAGGAAAACAAAACAUUCGUUGCACCGAUAAAGCCGUCAACAUCCUCGGACAGUGAACAAUGCGUGACCUGACUGCCCAAGUCACCAGCAGCCUGCUGCCUUUCCCAAGAGUGACUGUGGACGCUCUGGGGGAGGAUGAGAUCAGUCUGGACUCUGUUCUUCAUGGGAAGUUCACAGUUGGCCGCAGCGGCCUGGCCUGGCUGGCCUGCGGCCCCCACCUCGAGGUUGUCCAUGCAGUGACAGGAGAACGGCUGUCGGCGUACUGCUUCAGUGGCGGAGGGGAACAUCCACCCAAUGUCCUUGCUGCCAGGGACUUCAGCUGGCUCAAACGGUCUGGAUUGCUGGUUGGCUUGGAGGAAGCAGAGGGCAGUGUGUUGUGUCUCUAUGACUUGGGACUGUCAAGGGUGGUCAAAGCUGUGGUUAUACCAGGCAGGAUUACAGUCAUUGAGCCGUUAGUGAGUUAUGGCGGCGCAAGCACCUCGACACAGCAUCUCCACCAGAGUUUGCGCUGGUUCUUUGGCAUUGCUGCCGUAGUAACGGAUCUCGGUCACGUUCUGCUGGUGGACCUCUGUCUUGAUGACCUGUCCUGCAGCCAAAGUGAACUGGAGGCUUCAGACCUGCAGGUAGUGACCAAAUCUCCCGCAGAGAUCCCCAGGCUUAGAGAAGUCAGCACAAGAGAGGGCAGACAUCUUUGUCUCCAACUGAAUGGGCCCAGCGGAGUUGGAGUCACAGCUCUGCAGCACAUCUCCAGGACCAACCAGCUGGCAGUGGGAUUUUCUGAUGGAUACUUACAGUUGUGGAACAUGAAGACUCUUAAGAAAGAAUAUCACUCCCAGUUAGAGGCUGGUGGGGUGGCUGUGUAUGCCUUCACCUUCCAGGAGCCAGAGAAUGACCCCAGGAACUGCUGCUACCUCUGGGCUGUCCAGUCUUCUCAGGACCUCGAGGGAGAUACGGUCAGCCUCCGCCUGCUUCAGCUGGCCUUCAGUGAAAGGAAGUGUCUGUCUUCUGGGAAGAUCCUCUAUGAGGGUUUGGAGUACUGUGAGGAACGUUACUGUCAGGAGUUGAGUGGCACAGCUUUCCCUCUCAGGGCCCAGACCACUAACACCCGCCUGCUGAGUUGCCAGACCAUUGAGAAAUUCAGGCCCCAUCCUGACAGGGAUGACAGCAUGAACGAAGUUGCAUCUCCAGACACCAGUGUGUCUAUCUUCAGCUGGCAAGUCAAGGCCUACGGACAGGGAAACCCAUCUACCUACAUCGGGGUUUUUGACAUCAACCGUUGGUACCAUGCUCAAAUGCCAGACUCUUUAAGAAUGGGGGAGUCGCUGCAAAAUUGUCCCUACCUGGCAGUGUGGUCUCUGGACCCAGUGGUGCAGAUGGUGUCUCCACAUGCCCUCCUGGACGUGGUGGUACACGACCGCAGCCUGAGCAGGGGCCUGCCCUUCACCUGCCCCCCACCAGAACAGUACUUUAACCCCACCACAUACAACUUUGAUGCUACCUGCUUGCUCAGCUCUGGAAUUGUGCACCUAACCUGCUCUGGGUAUCAGAAAGAGACCCUGAGCUUUUUGAAGAAAGCUGCUCCUUGUUCCAGUGACAUCAUCUCCACUAGCUAUUCUCGCUGCCUCAUGUCUGGCCUUAUCUCAUCUCGCCUGGCUGACACCCAGGCCUCCAGUCUCUCACAGGAGGAACAGCUGGAUGCCAUCUUGUCCACAGCAGUGGAGACCAGCUCCUUGGGACUGAUCACUGGCUGUAUCAAGCAGUGGACUGCAGAAGAACAGCCAGGCUCUGCACUUAACCUGCGCUACAUCCUGGAUUGGGCCUGGAACAAAGUAGUCCAGACCAAGGAGGAGCUGGAUGGCAUUUGCGCACCGCUGUUUGACAGCUCAUCCAACUUCACAGACCCUCAGACCUUGCAGCUGCUACAGCACAGCCAGAGACUGCUGGGUAACCUCAGUACCAUCUUCCACUGUCUACUCAGCGAAGCUCAGGAGCUCACACAAAAAGGUCUGGUGGGGCUGAUAAACAAGAACAUAGUGUCCAGUCUGAUUUCCAAGUACGCUCAGGUGGUCCUCUGGUUCUGUCGCACUGGCUUACUGCCUGAGGGAUCAGAUGACAACGCACUCCAGAUCUCCAGGCCUUUCUACACCCAUGCAGCCAUCAGCAACUAUUAUACUAUACGCAGAGAGGAGCUCACCAGGCUAGCUAAGGGCAAGUGGUGUGCAGACUGCCUGAUGAUUGACGGUUUGGUUGGCCAGUGUGGUGAACGCUUGACCAACCUAUGGAAAAGAGAUGAGGGUGGGACAGGGCAGUAUCCACCACCUACAUUGCAUGCCUUGUUGGACAUUUAUCUGCUGGAGAAUAUUGAUGAAGCUGCCAAACAUGCAAUUGUGAUUUACUUGUUGCUGGAUGUCAUGUACUCCUUCCCCAAUAAGGAGGGAGCGUCAGUGAAGUCUUUCCCCACAGCUUUUGCUAUCCCUAUUGGACUGGUGAAACUAGUACAAGGCCUCUGGCUGCUGGACCAUCAUGACCACCAGAGUUCAUUUGAGCAGCUCCUCCAUCCAGCUGCCUCUCAGUGUCAGUUUGAGUGGCAGCACGAGCGUGUCCUGCAAGCUCUCAUGUGCCAGGGCCAACACCCAGUGGCACUACGAUAUUUUCACGCUACGAAGCCCCCGAUUUCCUCCACCUCCCAGGCCAAACUCUGCCUGUCUGUACUGCUACACAACAGGUGUCUCAUAGAAGCGUGGUCCUUACUUCGGCAGCACUCUAAUCGCCUUAACAUGGUUGAGCUGCUAGGCUUCCUGUACGAGAGCUGCCAGGAGCUGGGCCUCAUCAAGGAGCUGCUGAAACUGCCCCUGGGUCAAACUGAACAGGAAUGUUUGGAGAAGUUUCUCCAGGGUACAGGGGGUCUCCAAAACAGAGAAUUACUAAUGGUUCAUUACCUUCAGCAGGCCAACUAUAUACCUGCUCUGCAGCUUAACCACAGCCUUACACUGAAUCUGGUGAACGAGCGAGACCCAAAGCUUAAAGAACGAUCCAAUACCAGGAACUCGAUAUUGGAUCAGUAUGGCAAAGUUUUGCCCAGAGUCCAGAGGAAACUGGCAAUGGAGAGAGCCAAGCCCUACCAGCACCCCUACACCAUCCACAGAGAAGUUUCUCGUCCGCAGCCACUUUCAACUAUCACCAAGCGCUCUGCCAGUGAGAAGGUGAUGUCCAGGGCUGGAUUUAUCAACAAUGUCCUGACCAAGAUUGAGGAGGUGUGGUUAGGCAAAGGAGCAACACCACAGUCCUCCCCAGCCAAGAACCCCAGGGCAGUUGAUAUUCAGAGCCCGAGCUCCAGGCCCUCAUCUUCAGCCCUUCCUGAUCCCUUCCUGGGAACUCCUAUCACCAUGACCUCCAAACGAAAGUCAAGGCUGAUGGACUUGGUGGUUCACCCCUCCUGUCAGAGCCCUCAGCCUCUUCUCAGCCCCCCCAGACCUCCCAGCUCCUGGGUUUCUCCAAAGAGCUUCAGCAAAGCCCCUGAACUCAGUCUACUGCAAACACCACUGGUCGUCAAGCGAGCUCGGGCCUUGGCUGCCUCUGGCCCAGAGUUCUCAGCCUUCAUUCCCCAGUCCAUCCUCCGCAGCAGCCUGAGGCCGACACCCGUCGCCACCCCUUCUGCUUCUCCAGGGCGCUCCAUCACCCCUCCGCUUCGCAGCAAAGAGAGCCGCAUCACCUUCAUCGAAGAGGCGGAAUCCCCUGAACCAGAGAAAGGCAUCAGAUGGACCAAUGGGAUGGCAGCAGAUAGUGAGAUUAGCUUGUUGACCAGAGGCUCCGCGCUGACCAAGGCUACAGGUAAAACCUGGUCCUCACAGCCUGCUGAGGAGGAAGACGAUAGAGAUGAGGAACGGGAGCAGCCUCACAUGACGUUCUUGCCUCCCGAGGGUGGUAUUCCCUCACCACAGCUGAGGUGCACAGAGAGCGAGUCCUCCUCCAUCCAUGAAGUCGCUGCAGAAAGCAGACCGUCAGAUGCAAUGAAAGCACGACUUAGCCUGAGCUUUGACACCAGUCAGACAUCUGUCCGGUCAACAGACACCACCCUAGAUUACUAUGAUGCACCUCUAUCAAUAGACCAGGAUAUAGAGGAGGGGCACACAGCCACAGAGAAAGAUGAGGAGGUAGUGACUUUGAACAUCAAAGCCCUAACCGAAAAGGAAGAACCAGAGGAAAAGCCCUCACCAACCACUGAGCAAAUCCCUGUCUUGACAUCAGAGAGUAGAGAGAAGGAAGAAGAGGAGGUGAAGGAAGGUGAAAAAUUUGAAGACAUGAUGGAGAUUGGUCUUGAACAGGAGGCUGAAAAUGAAGUUCAGUCUGAAAAGGAGGACGAACAGGAUAUUGAGUCAAGUAUCAAACAAGACGAUGCUGCAACUCUUGACCAUGAGGAGAAACCUAGUCACAGUCAAGUUUGUAACCAGGUAACCGAGAGCACAGAUUCUGGUGCUAGAGUCGAAUCUCAGGAUGAACCGGCAAAAGCCACUGAACAGGACGUUCAGUCGAAGGCUACUGAAUCCACAGAGUUCACUGAGCAUCUGAAACCGUCUGGAGCCACUGAACCCACAAACGAACCAGAGGAGGAUCUGGAUCAAUCAACAGAUCUGACAGAGUUUGUGCAGCAACAUCUGUUUGGCAGCGAUCUGUCUCCUCCGCUCACCCGCACAGGAAUCCACAAUGCAUCACGGCUGCAGAUGUCAUUCAACAGUGAGUCACUAGGUGAGGUUGAAGAGGAGGAGCAGGCAACUGCUGAAGCUCCCCCAGAUUUCACCAGCGAGAAAUCUAACUCCUCUGAGACAUCCUCCGAGCCAACUGGCACAGACUCCCACUCUGUUGUGAGUGUAAACGAUAGUGAAGAACUUUCUAGCCCUGUGUCUGAGGAAGAAGAAGAUGAUGAUGAGGAGGAGGAGUCUGAUCAGGUUGAGGACGAGGACGACGAGGAGGAAGAAGAGGAAGAAGAGGAGGAGGAGGAGGAGGAGGAGGACUCUGAUAGUGAGGUGGAGAUCAUUGAGGAAUUACAGGGCAAUGGCAGGCUGCCACCCCUCCAACCCAGUUCAGUCUUUGUCCAACCAGAACACACACACUUCCUGCCAAGUUUGUCAGAGCAGGCGGCUGCUGAGUUCUCUCUAAUCACACCCAAUGCAGAGAUGAAGAUGGUCGAAGAGGACAUGGAGGGUGAGGUGCUGAUGGUUAGACUCGGGGCUGAUGAAGGAGGGAUUGAGGCAGAGGAGAAUGAACAGCAAGGAUCAUCAUACAUGGAGCUCAAACCCUCUACCACUCUCCUGGUACCCCUAGAGCUUGUGGAGGGACAGCACGGUCUGGUCGAUGGUGCUCAGCUGUGUCUUCCUGAGAUUCAGCAAACGGUUGUGCCAGAUGACCCAAGGACUGAAACCCACAGCGGCUUCUCUCUUAUGCUGGAUAUGGAAGAGGAUGCGGAUAAAGAGGCUGACAUGUUACCUAUGGACAAUGACCUGCAGUCCUUCAAUUUUUCCACCGAGUCUCCAGUAGAGGAGGCGAGUGAGGAGCUUGUGGCCAAACCUGAGGUUAUUCUCUUGGGCACAGAUGACCAGUAUAUUCCCCUGUCCGGAGACGUUUCACAAGAUGACCUGAGGACAGAGAAGGACAGCCUGGAUCAAAUUGAAAUAGAUGGACUGAUGGAAUCAGAACCUGUAAAACUCCAAACUGACCAACAGACUGAAAACACCGGGACAAACCAGGAGACAGCAGAUGUUAAUAAGCAGAAGGAUUCUGAGUUAGUAACGCUGGCCGAAGAUCAUGAACCUGCAGCUCUUUCUGCGCCAACUCCAGUGGGAGAACUCCCAGCAGCUGUGGAUGCCGAAGACUCUGCGGCAAAGGAAGAUGCGGUGGAUGAGGACAUGGGAGAGGAGGAGGAUAAACCAGCCCCUGCUGAGGACCAUGAAGACCCUGAAGAGAAUGGGCCCUUUAAUAUAGACACAGAGAUUGUACCCAGUGUAGAGACGAUGCCUGCUAUAGAGGAGCAGCUGCAGGACCGCAGUGUCUUAGCAGAUACAGAGGAGGAUAAGGCAGAAGAAAUCACGAAAGACAAAGAAACAAAAAGGAGGACUAGGGGAAGACCGAGAAAAGAUAAAAAUGUUGAAGAGACACCUGUGAAGCAGGUCUUGAGCUCAAAUAGCGAGCCAGAGGAACAGGCUGUUCCAGAAACCCCCAGUUCUCAGAGGAAGAAGGCUCCGUCCACCCCAACGCGGAGGGCCACGAGAGGUAGGAGGGCCGUUACUUUUAUAUCUCCUCUCCUGGAGGAAGCAGAGGAGCCAGAGGAAAGUGUGAAAGUAGAUGAGGCAGAGACGAGCACUCUGGAGGUCCCUGCCUCACUUAGUCGUACACCCAGAAAAAGUAAACAGAACAAAGAAAUCAAAGUCCAAGCCAGCACACCUCGAAGAAGUGCCCGCAAAGCUGCGUCAGAGCCUCCUAAAGACGAGGUUGAGGAGGGAGAGGCCGUGAAUAACAAUACCACAGUUGCAUCAACCUCCAAGGCCUCUUCUCCAGCCAGACGACGGGUGUUCCCGAGGGCCACUUCAACAAGGACCAGCCAAAGGACCCAGACUGGCAGUGAGGAGGUGUCUGCAGCCACAGAGGGUGAAAUCAAAGAGGAGGAGGAGGAGGAGAAGGAGGACCAAGAGCAGGAGGUCACACACAUAAAAGUCGGUCGACGAACAAGCUCCACUACUCCCACACCGGCCAAACGCGGGACCGCUCAGAGAAACGCUCCGAGGAGGUCCAGCCGAAGGAUUUUGAACAGCAGCGAGGUGGAGUCAACGCCGUUAGAGAUCUUGACAGGGGAGAAGGAACAGGACGAAGUCUUUGAUCCCCCUGUCAAACGCAGCUCCAGGAAGAUGAAUACGGAACCGUCAGAGACUCAGCCGGCCCUGCAGGAGGAGGAAAGGAACAAAAAACAGCAACUUUCCAGCCCUGGCAGGACGACUCGACAGUCCAAUCGGAUUACAUUAAAUGCUUAUCCACAGGUGAAACUGGUUCCUGUAUCACUUCCUCAGAGUGCAAAAAAGACGAGACGAGAGACGAUUACUGAAAACAUAAAAGAAAGUGAAGAUCUGCUGGAGUCUGAACUAAACAGCAACGCUAGUCGCACCAACUCCCGUCGACCCACCAGGAGCAAACUCUGGGACCACCCUGAGGAAGAUCUUCCCUUACUGGACUCUCCACUGGAGGUGGAUUCUGAAACCCCAGUCGCAGACGCCCUCAUCAAGAGACUCCAGGAUGAGGAAGAGAAGCAGGAAGGAGGAGUAGUUGUUUCAAAGAUGGUUAGAGCCAGCAAGAGGAGUACGAAGUUGUCAGCGGAGGAGGCUCACUCGCUGCCUCCCGUCGAAGACGCCCUGCUCCCUGAACCCGAAGAGGACAAUUCUAGUCCAGGAGAGCAUUCGUUCAUCUACUCCCCCUCACGAAGAAGAACAAGAGGCCACAGAGCACAGUCUCCUGGCCCAAGUGAAGAGUCCUCAGCGCCUGCCACACGCAGCAGGAGAAGAGUAAAAGGUGUUGCUCCUCAGGAUGCAGUUGUGUCGGAAGAAGAUCAUGUGGAAGCGGAGAAAGCAGCAGGUGUUUCUAAAACCAGAAAAACAGGCAAACGAACAGCAAAAUCCAAAGGCAUUUCGGAGCCACCCCCCAUAACAGAGGUGGACCUGAUCUCACCUCUGCCCAGCCCCGCUGAUCCGCUCCCGCGGAGGCAGAAGAGGAUUAAAGAAGCGGAGGCCCCGACCUCAAGCAUGAACCUUCGACGCAAACGCAUAAUGGACAGUGUUUUCACAAAACCCGUCACCCGGAGGAAGAAACUAUAAGGAGGUUGGUGGUGGUUUUAACCAGUGAACCUCAGACAGCCACCUCAAGAUCUGAACCAACUUGGUUAGAAGCUGUCAAAUAAAAGCGUAUGCCUAAACUCAAAAUGGUUCUGUUUCCUCAAAUGCCUCACAGCGCUGCAGUUGUCUUUGUAUAUUGACUUCCCUGUUGGACAAUAAAAAAAAAAAAGCAACGAGAGGACUAUAUUUUUGGGGUUUACAUGUCCGGCUUGUACUAACUUGAUUUCACUUGAUAUUGUAACUGUUGCCAUUUUGUGACACUCCUUGUAAUCGGCUUAAUUCUUUGGGCACAGAAUGGCACAAGGGAAAGCAAUCAGUGUGGGUUUUUUAGACGUUCCCGUUAUUAAAACCAGAGACUGAACUGAACCUGCCUCGGAUAAAGAGGUUUUAUUUACAUUCUCUUUUAAACUUUUUUUUUUUUUUUUUGGUUGUUGUUUACUUUUAAGAUUUCGAGGCCUGCUGUUUUUUCUAUUUAAGAAGAAAAGCAACCAACCCAGUGGAGAUGAAACAUUUCUACUGCUAAAUUUGUAUAUAGUCUUUUGCUAUGUUCUAAAUAAAGUUAAUAAAUAAAUCCUAAAGAAUUAUGUUCAUUUUGAGGUUUUAAGUGUUUCAAAUGCAUUUGAUCAUCUAAUCAGACUGCCUAUGCCAUAGUCUUAAAAUUUCAGUUGAUUUGGUAGAUUUUCUGUGGAAGAGGCACAGACUUGUACACUAUUGCCAACAGAAUUGGACUGUUUUUGUAUGUCAUGGGGAUGUUGUAUAUUGUGACAGAGGGGGGAAAAUGGAAUUGCACAGCGGUUUGGAGUUGUUAAACUUGUUUUGGGACAUGUUAAUAGGCUUGUUUAAUUAAAUUUAUGGCAACCACCAUCUUACACAUAGGCUAUUUUCUGAUGAAUGUAUGUAGAAUGUCUUAUUUUUGAUGAUGCUCUUUGAUAAAUAUGGCAAA